This is a messenger RNA of Motacilla alba alba, 1296 nucleotides long. It is a transcript of the gene THPO, whose product is annotated as thrombopoietin. Gene Ontology annotation, molecular function: hormone activity; cytokine activity. Gene Ontology annotation, biological process: positive regulation of hematopoietic stem cell proliferation; thrombopoietin-mediated signaling pathway; cell population proliferation. The transcript has 5 exons. The record is from RefSeq and is a predicted model, not a curated record. The coding region runs from base 308 to 910 and encodes 200 amino acids. Gene Ontology annotation, cellular component: extracellular region. Lineage: Eukaryota; Metazoa; Chordata; Aves; Passeriformes; Motacillidae.
GCCCAGGGACGCCCUUCCCGUGCCCCGAGCCAAGGGAGGAAGCGGCCGGAGGCAGGAAGCCUUCCCCCAGGCCCGGGGCCCCCGCUGCGAUUUUGCUGGAAGGUCAGCGGCGACACAACAGGAAAUCGUGCUGCCUCGGCUGGGCGGCCAGGCCGGAGGCGCAGAGCCGCGCCGUGCUGGCCCGGGGCCGCUGCCAGCCUCCGGCCCUCCGUCCUGGCUGGGUGGCUCGCGGGGAACCCGCGCCACCACUGCCCUUCAUGGAAGGGGGACGGGAGCCGGGGAGCAGCCGCUGGCCCCAGGGUGGAAGAUGCAGGGCCGAAGCCCCCAGCCGAGCAUGGAGCUGAACAGACUGCUCCUCCUCACAUCCUUCCUCCUGCACGUGAAAGAGGACCGUGCCAGCCCAACACGGCUGGUCUGUGACAACAGGCUUAUCCAGAAGUACAUCGUGGAGGCCAAGGACAUGGAAAAGAGAGUGAGCCAGUGCCAGGCCCUGCCUGCACUCAGGUGCCCUGCAGUGCUGCCCUUGGUGGACUUCACUUUCCAGCAGUGGAAAUCCAAAUCGAAUGAGACCAAGCGGCGCGAGAUCCUGUGUGACCUGGCCCUGCUGCUGGGUGCUGCAGCAGGGGCCCAGGGCCAGGUGACAGACGAGUGCGGGGCCAGGCAGCUGAGCCAGCUUUACCGACACGCCAACUCCUUCUUCCUGCUCCUGCAGACCUUCAGCUGGGAGGCAGGACACUGGGAGCCGAGCUGCUCCCCACACUCCAUGGAGCAGACCCACAUCUCCAGCAUCUUCCUCACCUACCGGCAGCUGGUACAGGGCAAGCUGCGCUUCUUCUUCUACGACCUGGCCAAGGUCUUGUGCAAGCAAGGACAGGGGGACAGCAGAGACCCUCCAUGCGGGGCCCAAUGAGGCUGCACACAGGGUUCAACCACAAAGCAGUGCUGGAGCAAUCCUGCAGGAUGCUAAGCUGUGCUCUGGGUGCCCAGGAAGAUGCCCACCAGGAAAGGGUUGGCACCUGUUCCUCAAGUCUUCACACCCGUGCAGUGCAUGGAGGCAAACAGUGACACUCACGUGCCAGCAGGCACAGGCCCUGCUCCCAUCUGGGCAGGCAUCUCUACUGUGAAUGCUUUUUGAUUAAAGAGCUAUUUUUCUAAAGAGGUGUGUGUAUCCUUGUGCCAGGGCCCAGGGCAGAAGCCAGCUCCUCUGGGACAUGCUUCCAGUUCUGCCCAGUGCCCGCUGCCAGCCACAGCAGCUGCCAGUGCUGCAGGAUCCUCUGGCACGGCCUGAACGGCCAC